UCAUAUUGCUUUUGAGUAGACGGCGUUAAAAUCGCAUUAGCUAUUUGGAUGGAGUGUUUACACUCUAAAAAUAUUUUGUUAUUGAUUUGUUUAAUAUUGAUUUAAAGCCGUUAAUUAAUACGGCUCUAACAAUGGUUAAAGUGUUUUUAAGGCGUCUUGACGAGAGGCAUAAAGAUAUCGAAAUACCCAAAGGGAAAACUACGAUAGGAAGAGGGCCCUUGCUUGCUUGUGGAGAUAAAAAAGUGUCACGAAACCAUGCCAUUCUUGAAGUGGGUGAUGAAGGGGAAGUAAACUUGUUAGCUACUCAUGUAAAUCCUUGCUUCUACCAGCCCCAAGCUAAGGGAGAGUUUCGAGUUCUUAAGAAAGAUGAUAAAACUCAAAUACUUCCAGGUGAUGCAUUCCUGUUGCUACCUGGCUCUUUCAGAUUCAAAGUGGUUAUCAAGGAAGAUAAGAAGUCCACUUCGAAAGAGGUUAACAAAAAGUUCGUAAGAUGUAUUGCUUUAAUUUAGAUAUUUGGAAAUUAU
Molecule: messenger RNA, 524 nt
Organism: Limulus polyphemus (Atlantic horseshoe crab)
Lineage: Eukaryota; Metazoa; Arthropoda; Merostomata; Xiphosura; Limulidae
Product: aprataxin and PNK-like factor
Exons: 3
Coding region: 132-509 (125 amino acids)
Biological process (GO): double-strand break repair
Cellular component (GO): site of double-strand break; nucleus
Molecular function (GO): 3'-5' exonuclease activity; protein binding; DNA-(apurinic or apyrimidinic site) endonuclease activity
Source: RefSeq, a predicted model, not a curated record